AUGGCCGAAGGUCUGAUCCCUUACGUCUACAGGGCAAUCAAGAGGUCCAGGAGUCGCCGGAAGUAUGAGUGUAUAACGUUGGGAAGGGUCCAGACUUUCCCAGCUUAUAACUAUGGUGAGUUCCCUGCUACCAGCGGACACUACUAUCUGGGGCCACCGCCGGAGAAGAUGGAAGCUGGACUCCAUGAACAGCCUGGUCCCCGACGAUACAGGUCUAUGGGAGGUUUCUCCAGUGCCCGGUUCUACCCAAAAGAGGACAAAGGUCCUGGUUUAUCCAAGGAUAUGGUGCGUUUUAGCAGCAAUCGUUUUCUCUCUUGCAUCACUGGUGCAUAA
This is a messenger RNA of Nelumbo nucifera (sacred lotus), 333 nucleotides long. RefSeq lists its product as uncharacterized. The record is from RefSeq and is a predicted model, not a curated record. NCBI's taxonomy places the organism in Eukaryota, Viridiplantae, Streptophyta, Magnoliopsida, Proteales, Nelumbonaceae.